AUCCCAUCACUCACUGUCCAUCACUUACCGGUUCUUGACAUUUACUUGUACAAGUCCUCAUACAAUCGCUACUCGCCAUAUACAACUACAACAACAAUCACUAAGUUUUAAUCAACAACCCUCACAAACUUCAAGAUGCGUGCCUCUACCUUCUUCGCCACCGCUGCUUUCGCCGUCGCUGCGUCUGCUCAGUCCUCCGUCUCUGCUGAGACUUCGUCCAUCGAUGCCUACCCCCAGACUUCGUUCUUGAAGCAGACCAACUCUCUGGGCGUUGUGACUGGCAUGCCCAGCCAGCCCGCCGCUGCCACCAACAUCCCCAGCCAGCCCGCUGCCGUCACUUCGCAGCCUGCUGUCGUUACCCAACAGCCUGCGCCCGCUGACAUCCCCGCCGUCGGCCCUGGUGUCCACACGCUCGUCCUCCCCGGCACUGGCUCCAUGUUCAACAGCACCCGCACCGUCGUCGUCAGCGCCGACAACAGCACCACCGUCCAGAUCAUGACCUCAACCCCCGCUGCAUCAGGAACCGGUGCUGGUGCUUCAGGCUCCGGCGCGCGCCAGUCCGGCUCCAACGCCUCUGGCACCAACGCGCCCCAGAACUCUCAGGGCGCUGCUGCCAACGUCAAGGUUGCUGCUGGUGGUGUUCUCGGCUUCGGUGCCUUUGUCGCUGCUUUCUUGUAAGCGUUGAGCAUCGUUGUACGUUGAGAAACAUGGCACAAUCACGCUUUCGUGCACUCGGGUCGCCCAUGUGCUCGGGCAGUGUUUAUGUCGGACAUUGAGUAGUUGCGUCGCAUUGGUGCAACCCGCGCCUUAUAACGGUCCUUGAAGAGAUACCUUUUGGAUUAAAAUAAUCGCAUCGCAUUGGCGUUUUUCGGUGCGCGCCGAAUCUGGCUGGUGGUUAAUUAGUGUUGAUAGCCCUUCUGGCUUUGGGAUGAUGGAGAUCUUAUUCGAUAUAUAGCUUGAAUGAAAAUGAGCAAUUGAAUUACAACAACCU
Molecule: messenger RNA, 991 nt
Organism: Parastagonospora nodorum SN15
Lineage: Eukaryota; Fungi; Ascomycota; Dothideomycetes; Pleosporales; Phaeosphaeriaceae
Exons: 2
Coding region: 136-678 (180 amino acids)
Source: RefSeq, a predicted model, not a curated record